Messenger RNA from Aureobasidium pullulans EXF-150, 523 nucleotides. RefSeq names its product CBP4-domain-containing protein. Gene Ontology annotation, cellular component: mitochondrial membrane. The record is from RefSeq and is a predicted model, not a curated record. Gene Ontology annotation, biological process: mitochondrial respiratory chain complex III assembly. The transcript is spliced from 4 exons. The coding region runs from base 165 to 518 and encodes 117 amino acids. NCBI's taxonomy places the organism in Eukaryota, Fungi, Ascomycota, Dothideomycetes, Dothideales, Saccotheciaceae.
CAUCUUCUAUAAUUUAUCGCACCGCAUAAACGAAUCAUAAACAACAUCUCAAACACUUUGAUAAACCACGGCAACUUCUGCAAACUCCUUCGCAGUUGCUCCGGCUGUUAUUUAGAGAGUCGCAACUUUUUUCAAGCAGCUUUUCACAUCGCACCAUCGCCACCAUGCCAGGCGCAAAGUUGUGGGCAAAGAUGAUCGGAUCUGGUGCCGUGCUGUGUAUCGGCGGUCCUUACCUGAUCUACUACGUCACGCCAACCGAGGAGGAAUUGUUCAUGAGAUACAACCCCGAGCUGCAGAGAAGAUCGCUGGAGAAUCGCAAGGAGAAGCAGGAGAACUUCAACGAGUGGGUCACGCAGCUCAAGAAGCACUCGAAGAGUGAUUUGCCUCUCUGGACAGCCUGGGACAAGUCAUCAGCCGAGCACAAAGAAGCCGGCGUUGCCCGCCUGCUCGAGGAACGCAGAAUCGCCGAACAAGCCGCCCAAGCCAGAAAGGACGAGAUCAAGAACUCUGCCGCUUGAAAUCU